This is a messenger RNA of Coniosporium apollinis CBS 100218, 3537 nucleotides long. RefSeq lists its product as uncharacterized. Gene Ontology annotation, molecular function: DNA-binding transcription factor activity, RNA polymerase II-specific; RNA polymerase II cis-regulatory region sequence-specific DNA binding; zinc ion binding. The record is from RefSeq and is a predicted model, not a curated record. NCBI's taxonomy places the organism in Eukaryota, Fungi, Ascomycota, Dothideomycetes. Gene Ontology annotation, cellular component: chromatin. The transcript has 3 exons. The coding region runs from base 1 to 3537 and encodes 1178 amino acids. Gene Ontology annotation, biological process: regulation of transcription by RNA polymerase II; DNA-templated transcription.
AUGGCUGCUUCAACAAGCGAAAAGGCUUCCGGCGAGGCACAUGGCUCUACAAACAGCAGCAACACCGCUUCCUCUGACCUCAAAUCCGAGCCCACGCCGAACACCACUACUGCUAAUUUCCCCCCACCCAAGACCGACAAGCCUAGGCCACAUGUCUGCCAGACGUGCGGAAGAUGCUUUGCGAGGCUAGAACACCUGAAACGCCAUGAGCGGUCCCACACGAAAGAAAAGCCUUUCGAGUGCCCGCAAUGCCAGAGGUGCUUCGCGCGACGCGACCUUCUACUGCGGCACCAGCAGAAGCUGCACCAAGCAGGCGCGGCGUCGUCAAGACCGAGAAACAGCAGGCGUGAGAGCACAUCCGGUCAGGCAGCCAAUGGAUCAGGCAGAGUGCGCAAGAACUCCAUAGCUAGUAGCGUUGCGGGUUCAGUCGGUAAUACAGCGACCUCUGGCAUGAGGCCCCGGGCGAACACCAUUAGUCAUAUUGAUAUGAAUAUGAUGGCUUCGAACGCUUCGUUGGGCAGAAAUUAUGGCGUUAUUGGCGGACAUACCCACCAUCCGAGUUUGACUGGUCUUCCAGGCGUCGGAACCUACGAGUAUCGGGGCAUGUCUACCACUAUGGGCCCCCAUAGCAGCUCGCAUGGCUUGCCCAGACUCGACACCCAGCUCGGCGCAGGGCUCGGAGGCGGCUUGCGCACAGCUCCCGUUGCAGGGUUUGGGGAUUCAUUUGAUGUUGACAAGUUUCUCCACGACGCCACUAUCAAUCCAGCGCAGCUGCAUUUUGGUGGCGCCGCUGCACACCCGGGCUCUCCUUUCCCAACGUUCCACUCAUAUACUGGCGAUCAGCUCAUGGAAGCGGAACAAAGCUUCCAGUGGCCCCACAGCAGCAUAGACGAUCCCUUCGCUUUCAACAAUGGAAACGAUCCCGUUCUCGACGGGUCCUCACCGUCAGCCAUCAGCACAGCAAGCCAAAGUGGAUUCAGCGAAGUUAUGUUGGACGGGUCCAACAAUCCGGCGCAGAAGAACGGCACGGUCUGGGGAAAUCGGAAUGUACCUCCGUCUAUGUCCCAUAACACGCCGUUCAGCAUGGAACCGUUAGGAUCGUCGUUUCACAGCCUAUUAAGCCCUAUGCACACGAUCUCGCCUCAGGAUCUCCAUGAGCAAAGCUUAAAUGCAGAGCUAUACCUCCACACGCCUCCGGCGAUGCCGGUCGUGAGUCCAACAGCAGGAAUACCGGGGAUGCCAAACCAAUACUUUCACCCACACGCAACAUUCAACUGCGAUAGCACGAGUAUUUCUUCGUCGUCCGUGAACGGGAGUGCAAGCGCCCGUCACAGCUCAGUUACAUCAGUUUCAUCAGAAUCUAUAACGGACGCAACGCGAAACGCGCUGAUCAUAAGCCUGUCGCAACCAGUCAGUUAUGGGCAGAACCAGCGGAAGUACUCGCAAUCUACUCUACCCGCAUCGUUAGUCCACAGUCCACGUGCCACACCGACCGCACAGCCUCCGUCGUUACCUAGUACGGUUGACCUCCAACGAUACGUGAGCGCUUACAUCCAUUACUUCCAUCCGCACAUGCCGUUCUUGCACAUACCAACCCUCACGUUCGAUGCGCCCGCGUUCACAAGCAAUCUACGGACUGCAAGCGGCCAUGUGAACUUCGGCCAGGAUGGUAUCAUUGGUGGUGCAGGAUGCUUGAUUCUUGCCAUGGCCGCGAUCGGUGCACUGUACGAGUUCGAGCAUGCUGUUGCACACGAGCUUUUCGAAGCCGCUAAGAAGAUGAUCCAUCUCUACUUCGAAGAACAUCGCAGGGCGAACGUUUCUGCCUCUCUCCGCGGAACAAAUGCUGCCGAGCCAUCGCGUCUUAAGACGCCCGUAUGGCUGGUCCAGGCGAUGCUUCUCAACAUCAUCUAUGGCCAUAAUUGCGGCGACAAACGUGCAGCUGAAAGUGCGACAACCCAAUGUGCUGCUUUGAUAAGUCUUGCGAAAGCCGCAGAACUCGACCAACCGGAUUCGGACGUUUCCACCAACCAGAACGGCCUGCCUGACAGGGACAUCACGAUGAGUGACGACGGCUUGGCGUCCGAACUAUUCAGGGCUCACUCCCGCCAGGAUUACUCGGACGAACAUCCCCAAUGGAUUGCUUGGAAGAUACGCGAAGAAAGGAAACGCACGUGGUUCGCUGUGUUCAUCCUCUCCAGCCUGCUUGUAACAGCGUACAAUCAACCUCCCAGGAUCUUGAACUCGGAGCUCCUCCUAGACUUACCUUGCGAGGAGAAUCUGUGGUCGGUGGACAACGUUCACACUUGGGUAGCCUUGGGUGGGGCGACUGAAGCGGAACGGAAAACCGUAUCAUUUGCGAAAGCCCUUUCGUUCUUGCUGACUGCGAGUCAGAGGCCACACGCUGACCAUCAAAUGGGCGCUUCCUACCACGAAACGCUAGGCACCGACGUGUCCAUGGACCAGUUCCCGGAGAGCGAACUGAAACCGAGUACUUUUGGGUGCUACAUCCUGAUUAAUGCUUUGCACGUUUACAUUUGGGAAACCCGACAAAGGCAUAACGGACGACUUUGGACUACCCAAGAAACGGAAACCAUGCACGCUCAGGUUGAGCCAGCACUGCGUGCCUGGCAGACUGCGUGGAGAGCGAAUCCAAAUCACAGCUUAGAGAGACCGAAUCCCUACGGACCCCUCCCAGCGGACUGCAUCCCUUUGCUAGAUCUGGCCUACGUGCGCCUCUUCGUAAACCUGGGGCGCUCAAAGGAGGGCUUCUUUACCGGCGAUUUCGAUGCAAUGGCUGAGGAACUGGCAAGAGGCCACGAGAUCAUCCAACAUGCAGACAGCUCUCCUACCGACUCGACCGACAUGAACGACUCAACCCGGACCAGCAACACUUCAACGCAUUCUCCGGGAAUCGUUGCGUCGCCCCAAGACCUAAGUGCAAUGGCAACCUCUAGCCCCGGAACGGCCAUGUCCAACACUGUAAUUGAUCAGGCAUCUCAACUGAGACUGUCUUCCAAGCGCGAGCGACAUCUUCGUAAAGCCGCCUUCUACGCCGCCGAUUCAUUGGCCAUGUCGGACAAGCUUGGUGUAACCUUUGCUGAGUUCACGUCAAGAGAGCUCCCGCUUCAGUCAGCCAUGUGCACCUUCGACUGUGCGCAGGUGCUUGCUGAGUGGGUUGCAACUGUGCAGGAGCGUGUCGGUCGCUACAUGGGCAUAUUAGGCAAGGAUGAGAUUGAUUAUCAGCAGGUGCCGUGCAUAGUGCUCCUUGAGGAUGAGGACGUCAAGCUUCUCCAAAAGAUCCAGGACAUUUUACAGAACACCGAGAUGAAGAUUGCUUACGGCAUGGGGGGCAUGGGAAGCUUGAGCAACCCGAUCCUGUCGACUCUGAAUCAUUGCGGCUUUGGAGGCAAGCUUCUACUGAUGACGGCUUACAUGAUGGAGAAAGCCGCCGUCUGGCCUGUCACGCGUGUCAUGGCCAGAGCUCUUGAGGCCCAUGCUGCCCACAUGAAUCAGCGAGCCGCAGCAUCUGUAUCAUAG